AUGUCCGCCAACGAGGCUGGGGACGGCGCUGCUGAAGCUAACGAGUCAGCGCCUUCGCCGGCACCUUCACCAGCGCCAGCAACAGCAACAACGUCAUCACCACCACCAACAGCACCGCCGACGCAGCAGCAACAGCAGCCACCAACAGCUAUGGACGAUGGCAAUGUAACGGCACAAAUUAGUUCUGCUGCACAGUUCGAAGGUGGCGUUUCAACAUACGGUGCGGUCAAACAGUUUAACGAGACGAAUAAUAACAACAGCAACAAUACUAAUUAUACGAAAUCGAACGGCUAUCAGCAUAGUCCGAAUAAUCAUUAUAACAACAACAACAACAGCGAUAAUAAUUUUGAUAACACUAGCAGUCCACUAAAAAGUCAACAGCAACCACGUGGUGUGGGCCGUGAGACCAGCUUUCAUCCCAUACAACAGCAUCAUUUACGUCAAGCGGAGGACAGUGAUAAUGAAGAUUACGAGCUGCAAGGCGCUACUGGUGGCUUGAGCGGUGCACCGAUUGGUGAUUAUUGGCAACAACGUAACGGUAUUGUCGGCGCACCGGCUAGCGGACGUCAAAGUCGCGCUCUAAGUCCAACAUACAUCGAUAAUAUGAGUGAGAAUUCGGAGCAACCACCCGUAGUGCCACUCGUACGCUCCAAAUCCCGGCCAGAGUUAUCGUCCAAUGCGCAUUUGAAUUCCGCAAUGAGCGCCGCUAGUCGCUACAAUAAUCUCUCGUACUGGAAGGCGCGUCGUGUGGUCUUCUAUCGCAAUGGGGAUCCCUUCUUUCCGGGCGUGGAGUUGCGUUAUCGUCCCGGUCGUGAUAUCACCUCGUUGGAUAGUUUGUUGGAUAAGAUUUCGCCGAAAAUGGAUUUGCCGCGUGGCGCCCGUUAUGUAUUCUCGAUGGACGGUGAUCGCAAGUAUCACUUGGAUGAGCUUGAAGAUGGUGCUUCCUAUGUUGUGUCCUCGUUCAAGGCGUUCAAGUGUACCGUAAGCCCGUCAACUGUUGGUCCUUCGUCGUCGAGCAUGCUGAAAUUGCACUUGCAUGCCACAUUUAGUAGCCCUUGA
This is a messenger RNA of Bactrocera oleae (olive fruit fly), 1059 nucleotides long. NCBI's taxonomy places the organism in Eukaryota, Metazoa, Arthropoda, Insecta, Diptera, Tephritidae. The record is from RefSeq and is a predicted model, not a curated record.